AUAUCAAAAGUAGUUGAAAAGGAGAAAUAAUUUAAUAUGGUAGAGGUUUAUGAAUUCUGGACUAUUAUAGUUACACUCGUAGUGGUAAAGCUAUGUCAUUGGAUCUAUAAGUGGAGGAAUCCAACAAGUAAUGGAAAACUUCCUCCAGGAUCUAUGGGUUUCCCAAUCAUCGGAGAGACGUUGGAGUUCAUGAAGCCUCAUGACGCUUUUCAGUUGGCAACAUUCUUGACGAAGAAAAUCCUCAGAUAUGGACCGGUGUUUCGAACAAGCUUAUUUGGAGCCAGAGUUAUUAUCUCAACUGAUAUUGGAUUGAACAUGGAGAUAGCAAAGACUAAUCAUGCUCCUGGUGCGCCUAAGAGCUUAGCACGAUUUUUUGGGGAAAACAACUUGUUUGUAAAGAGUAAGGAGUCCCAUAAACAUGUUCGGAACUUGACAUCCCAGUUCCUAGGUUCACAAGGUUUGAGAUUGAGGAUGAUACAAGACAUUGAUUCCUUGGCUCGCACACACAUGGAGUUAGGAGCUAAGAAUGGUGGUCUUGAUAUCAAGGAAACAUCAAGCAAGAUCUUAAUUGAAUGUCUUGCGAAGAAAGUUAUGGGUGAUAUGGAACCCCAUGCAGCAAAAGAACUAACACAAUGUUGGAGAGGUUUUCCUAGAGGGUGGUUUCGGUUCUCAUGGAGCAUUCCUGGGAAUGGUGUCUAUAGAAUGUUGAAGGCAAGAAACCAGAUGAUGAAUUUACUAAAAGAGACUGUGUUGAAGAAGAGAGCAUCAGGAGAGGAGCUUGGGGAGUUCUUCAAGAUCAUAUUUGGGGAAACAGAAGGAGGAUCGGAAAAGAUGAGCAUAGAGAAUGCGAUCGAGUACAUAUUUACUUUCUUUGUGAUUGCUAACGAGACAACGCCAGGAGUCCUUGCAGCUACUGUAAAGCUCAUAAACGACAACCCUAAAGUCAAGCAGGAGUUGCAAAGAGAGCACAAGCGAAUUUUUCAGGAUAAGACCGAGAAGGACGAGGCCGACCUAACAUGGGAAGACUACAAAUCAAUGACUUUCACCCAGAUGGUGAUAAAUGAGUCUCUAAGGAUCACAAGCACGGUGCCUACAAUGCUUAGAAUAGUUGAACACGAAACACAUGUUGGUGAUUACACAAUUCCAGCGGGAUGGAUUUUCAUGGGCUUUCCUAGUGUCCAUUUUAAUCCAGAAAAAUAUGAAGACCCUUUAGCAUUUAAUCCAUGGCGUUGGGAGGGAAAAGACUUAAGUGUGAUUCUCUCCAGGACUUACAUGCCCUUUGGCGCUGGUUCUAGACUAUGUUUAGGAGCUGAGUUUGCUAAGAUGCAGAUGGCCAUUUUUAUCCAUCAUUUGUGUAGAUACACGUGGUCAAUGAAGACAGAGACUAAAGUACUUCGGAGGUUUAUACUUAUGUUUCCACGUGGAUCUGAUGUUCAAAUCUCUGAAGACACCGAAGUGGAUAAUUCUUCUGUCUACUAGGUGGUUAUAUCUCAUUUGAGGUCGUUGGUUUGAAGCCCAAAAUAUAGGAGUGGUACAAAUAUAUAUACCAGUGUUUGUAAUAGGUAUCCGUUAUUAUGUUGUGUGUUUUUGUAUGUUUCUAUUGAAUUGAAUA
Molecule: messenger RNA, 1612 nt
Organism: Brassica oleracea var. oleracea
Lineage: Eukaryota; Viridiplantae; Streptophyta; Magnoliopsida; Brassicales; Brassicaceae
Product: cytochrome P450 708A2-like
Exons: 7
Coding region: 37-1479 (480 amino acids)
Biological process (GO): sterol metabolic process
Molecular function (GO): oxidoreductase activity, acting on paired donors, with incorporation or reduction of molecular oxygen; monooxygenase activity; iron ion binding
Source: RefSeq, a predicted model, not a curated record